CUCUGCCUCCCCGCCUCCCCCUCCUCGGAGUUUCUGUUGCACUCGUUGCAGUAGGAGGGUCCAUGUGCAUGUGAAUGACGUCGCUGACUUCAAGUCCGACCGACUCCUUCGAUUGUUUUUAUUACUCUUUUUAUCUUGGACCCAGAAUCGGUAAUGUGCAGAUUUGCGGCAAUAAUGUGAGAUCUUGUGCCGCUGUCGUCCGACCCGUCGCUGCUGUUCGUCUUGUCAGGAGCAGCGGCUCGCUGUUGAGGAUUACUAGUGAUAAUACGCAGUAGACUUCUCCAGUGUGUCUAGCUGUCAAACUGAAAACUAUGUAUUGGAAAGAGUAGACACAACACAAUUGUUGAUAUUUAUUGACUUUCCUUUUUCGUGUCUGUUUUUGUCCUCUGGAUUAUCGCUGCCCAGCAACACGGCCACCUGACAACUCUGAAUGUCGUAAUUAAGGUGAAUCAAUGAGCCAGCAAUGGAGACCAAAAGAUACCAAAGUUUCUUUGAUGGAAGUGACACAGAGAACAGAUGGUCGCAGGUCCCCAGCACCAUGGAGCACUGCUGCAGCACAGAGGAUUCAAGUCUGACUAGCAGUGAUAUCCUGAUGGACACAGUCAAUGUCAGCUGCCCUGGUGGAAGCCCGGCCACCGACUGCAAAGACAACAAUACCAAGAAGCAGGAACAGCAAAUGCUUCGGAUCAGCCAGAACCAGCCAUUUGUUCUCCCACACUUCAACAACUCUCUCCAUGGUCAUAAGCAGGAAAUGGACUCCAAAGAGCUUUCCAAGACUGUGGCUGAGUCUAUGGGCCUGUAUAUGAAUGCUGCCAGGGAGGCAGACUUUGCCUUUAGCCAGCAUGGGGGCAGUACCAGCCCUGGGAAGAUGUUUCCAGUGUGUGGACGGGCUCUAGAGGAGACCCAGUGUGGUUCCACAAAGAGCCCCAAGUUAAAGCCAUUUGGUUUCCAGCAGCCAAGCACCACUCCCAGAGAAUGCGCCAAUGGGACCCCAGUUAGCUCAGCCUCUAUGCUGGCCUCGUCUCUGUCCUGCAGCCCCCAGAACUCCAGCUCCAUCUCUAGCCCCGGGGGCAGCAACAAUAUGGUAUCGUCAACCACCAGUCCUCCUACGUGUUUUGGACCGGUGUGCUCGUCCGUCAGUAGUCCUGUCAGCCAGACGUCUCUUGCUGCAACUCUGGCCAACAUCAAGCGCAGGAAUUCAGCCACAUGUAGCCCCGUGGAAUCUAGCACAGUGGGCUCGCCACCUCUCACCAGCCCGCUCAACGUCAUGAGGUCCCCCAUGUCCAGCCCCCAGAGUAUGAGUAGUGUGAGAUCGCCUCCGUCCUGCAGCACUACCUGUAACAUCAGGUCGUCUGUCUCGAGCCCCACAGGUGGCAACUGCUCCAGCACUGCCAACAACUGCAACUCAGCAAGGCCCUCCAUCUCUAGUCCGGCCACAGGGGGCGCCAUGGCUGUCGGCAGCCCACAUAACCCCUCCUCUGGUGGGUUUCCUGUGUCCAGUCCUGCUGGCGGACUGGGUUUAGUGCAGAAUGACACAAACAGCCCAGAAGCAACAGGUCUGACCAGAGACCCGGACUUCAAGAACUUUGAAUUCCCCAAAGUAGAGAUGGUAGACGGGGAGGUUUUCAAUGUCGGCUUAGAUCAGAUGGGCAUGGUCAAGUACAUUAAGAAUGAGCCUGGAACUGACUUCAGGAGCAUGUGCUUAGGCAGCUCCAAAUGUAAUGCGAGUAGCACACCUUUUAUCACACAGAUUAAGAGUGAGCCAAACAAAAAUGAGGGAUGUAUGAACCAACAGCCCUAUGGUGAGCAAGCGCCACCUCUUAGUCUCUAUCCUGCAUCUGAGACCACCUAUUUGUCCCUGAGGAAUAACAUUGAUGAAUACAGUCUUUCUGGUAUCUUAGGACCCCCUGUCUCCUCUAUGAAUGGGAACUAUGAGCCCGAUGUGUUCUCCAACAAUGUCCUGUCUAAAGGGGUUAAGCAGGAGACUACUGAUGGCAGCUAUUACCAGGAGAAUAACAGCAUGCCCACAUCGGCCAUUGUUGGAGUUAAUUCCGGUGGACAUUCAUUCCAUUACCAGAUUGGAGCUCAAGGAACAAUGUCUUUCACGCGGCACGAUGUGAGGGACCAGUCCAACCCUUUGUUGAAUCUAAUUUCGCCCGUAACGGCGUUAAUGGAGUCGUGGAAAUCUCGGCCGGGCAUGUCACAAGGGUCACUGUCAGCCAGAGGUGAGGGAUACCUGGGUCAGAACUGCAUCACGGACAGCAUGUCGAGUUCGCCACUGAGACAACCGUCCUCGACGGCCAAAGUGUGCCUGGUUUGCGGUGACGAGGCAUCAGGAUGCCACUACGGUGUCGUGACGUGUGGAAGCUGCAAAGUCUUCUUCAAAAGAGCUGUGGAAGGUCAGCACAACUACCUGUGUGCCGGGAGAAAUGACUGUAUCAUUGACAAGAUCCGGAGGAAAAACUGUCCGGCAUGUCGCGUACGGAAGUGUCUCCAGGCCGGGAUGAACCUAGGAGCACGAAAGUCCAAGAAGUUAGGCAAGCUGAAGGGUGUCAGCGAGGACCUGCAGGGAUCUAAGGAAGGCCAAACUGCCACAGGUGGCGUUGGAGGCGGUUACCUGUCGUCCGAGAAGGAGCUCAACGCGAGCGCUGCCAAUGCCCUGGUGCCCCACGGGACUGGGGUGGUCACACCUUUUCUGCCGCCCUCUAUCUGCAGUGUGUUGGAGCUGAUUGAGCCUGAAGAGGUGUACUCUGGCUACGACAACACGCUGCCUGACACCACUGACCACCUGCUGUCCAGUCUCAACCGCCUGGCCGGAAAGCAGAUGGUACGCAUGGUGAAGUGGGCCAAAGUACUUCCAGGUUUCCGAGGCCUGCCCAUUGAGGACCAAAUCACCCUGAUCCAGUACUCAUGGAUGUGUCUGUCCUCCUUUUGCCUCAGCUGGCGCUCCUACAAACACACCAAUGGACAGAUGCUCUACUUUGCCCCUGACCUCAUCUUUAACGAGGACCGGAUGCAGCAGUCAGCCAUGUACGACCUGUGUCUGGGCAUGAGGCAGGUGAGCCAGGAGUUUGUACGACUGCAGCUAACCUACGACGAGUUCCUCUCCAUGAAGGUCCUUCUGCUUCUCAGCACAGUUCCCAAAGAGGGUCUGAAGAACCAGGCGGCGUUCGAGGAGAUGAGGGUUAAUUACAUUAAGGAGCUCCGGCGAUCAGUGGGAAAAGCAACCAACAACUCUGGCCAAACCUGGCAGCGCUUCUUCCAGCUCACCAAGCUACUGGACGCCAUGCAUGAUCUGGUGGGGAACCUGUUGGAUUUCUGUUUCUACACCUUUCGUGAGUCCCAGGCCCUGAAGGUGGAGUUCCCCGAAAUGUUGGUGGAGAUCAUCAGUGACCAGAUACCAAAGGUGGAGUCGGGCCUCACUCACACAAUCUACUUCCACAAGAAGUGACUUGCUUAACAGUCGGGACAGAAACGGCAUUAAGAACUGGAAGAGAGUGAGGAAGAAGUUCAAGAAGAGAAAAUGUGCGAGAAAAGGCCAGACCAGUUGGCCCGCACCCGGUCGCCCAGUUUGCCAGCGUCCUCGUCUUUGGAUGGGAAAGUUAAGUGACGUGGUGACAGAAGUUAUGAGGGGAGAACUGAUUUAACCCUGCAGUCACCACGAGCGGGUCAGAGCUGUGAAUAGUUCGGUGAGCUGAGCGCAACGCGCCGAGAAGGACUUGGCACAAAAGUGACAAAGCAUCCCGAAGCACCCCCACCCACCCCCGUGCCCCCCACCCGCCCCCGCCCCCCCCCCCGUGUCCCCUUGCCCCAAAGACGAUAACAGUAUUUUCUAUGGAGAUAAAGCCAUACAUUUCUUAGGCUGCGCUAGAUACAUUCACUGCGCACACACACACACACACACACACACAUACACACGUAGAGGGAAAUUGAUACACAUGCUGUCCACAUGCCUUCACACAAACGCACAGAUGCACUCCACAUGCACUAAAAUCAGAUUCCCUUACAUACCUAGAGAGAAAGUUUUUGCAAAUAUUAAAUGUGGCUUAUGCAGUCUUUCACGAAUAAUAGCACUACAAAAUAAAAAAAGAUAUGCCAAUACUUAGAUUUCGCUUUGCAGUGUAGCAGCAUACUGCAAGACUACAGGGCAAAGGACGUGAUGAGGAGACAGUCAUUCUAGAUGGUAAAGCGAAAGGUCUAUUUGAAUAUAAUCCAAGGGCUAUACAAGCGUCAUCAUAAGCUGAAUAAUUACAUUAAAUCUAACAAAUCCAAGUUUGAAUCUCAAUCGGUGUCAUAACAGCCAUCAUUAACAUUCACAUACUAAGUUUUUUAAUUAAAAAUAUGUAGUAAAACAAUCAAAACUAAUAUGCAAAAGUCCAAAGCUAAAGCUGUUUUGAAAUUUAAAAAAAAUGUCUCUCUUGUGUAAAGAAAGAUCGCACGUGAAGCUCCCAUGUCAUGAAGUCACUAUUUUAAGCGUUGUGGUGUAGAAUUAAGACAAUAUUGAUGAACGAUUUUACCUUUUGUGGAGAAAAAAAAAAAAUGGUUCAGGAGUGCAGCAGGAUGGAAAAAAAUCAUGCAUUUACGGAAACGAUUUCAGUAGAGUCCGCUGGUAAUGGAUUUGACUGAGGUGCAUCCAUAGUAAUUGUGUUUUGUGUUAUCUCCAGAGCAGCUGUCCAAAUGUCUGUUUUUACUCACAAUGAAGCAAAACCAGCCCUUUGUGAACCAACACUUAUCUACUCUUCCCAGAAAUAAUAAAAAGCAUUUUAUAAAAGUGUGUUGCAAAGGUUUAGUUUUUGACAAGCCAGUCAUUUUACAUUAAGGUGCUUCAUUUCUACAAAGCCAGGCAAAGCAUAACAUGUACAGUAACGCGCAGACAGUCCAUACAAUACACUAUAUGGACACGCAGUUUAAACACACAUACUCUCUGUAAAAUUGAUAUAUUCCAAAAUGGAGCAUUACUCUGCAGUGCUUACGGCAAACGGCUAAUGUAUCAAAAAAAACAUGGUUGUACAGAAGAUGUUUUUGAAGUACAUGUUGAUGAAUGCUUGAUGACGAACUGUUGGUAUGAUCACCUUUACUAAUUCAGUUUAUUUCCUUACUCUUUAUCUUUGGGCCAAGUACUACUAUUUUAGGUAUGGCAGGCCCAGUCAUCUGGACCAUUAACUUGUCUGACACCCCACUGGUUUCUGGGUGGUUGUAGAACACGACUAUGAUGCUACUGAAAAGAGAGAGCCGCUGGGGGAGAAAAACAGUGGGGGCGUGUGAUUAUUUGUUUUUUUUUGUGCCCUGUGAGUGUGUAUUUACAUUUGUGUAUGGAGCGAGAAUGUUUAAAGUUUGUGUGUGUGUGUGUGUGAGUUGUUUUUUUUUCUUUUUUCUGGCAAGCAUGUGCAUAGUUGAUCUGCUCUUUCAGUGUGGGUAUUAUGCAUUUAUGUUAUAGGAUUAGCCAUAUCCUAUUUCCACAUUUAGAUUUGCACAAAGGAGAUACAAUGUGAAAUGAGGCAUUAGUGCAGCUAGCAGGAAUUGUCUGUUUUGAUAAGCAACUGUGAUGAUGCAGGAAAAUACUUUCUGCAUGGUCACCCAGCCUCAAGUUAGACAACAUGACAUCAUUAGCACAGCCGGGUGCUGGUGUAAUGUAUUUGUGGCCUGGGCUCUCGUAAUGAUGGCGCUGCGCUACACUACGAGCUCUCUUCUGUGGCAGUAAUUGUGUGAAGAUUGGUGUGCAAAGAGAUGGAGGUGGCAUGAUCACAACUGUCAUUAGGGACUGUACGGGGAUUAUUAGGGGGGUUCAGAAAGGGGGGAGUGUUACGUAUUUUUAAUUUAAACUCAAGGGGAGGCUAGUCUAAAUUUGUUGGGAGAGCAGGAGGAGGGUGUUUCAACUUCUUCUCAUCCCAGAGGUUUUUCAUUAAUUCUGUGGUGAAAUUAUUUUUGGUGCUCAAGUCUCUUGAUGAUUCGUCUUAUCGGAUGACUCAUUCAGUGGCUUUUAUAAACCCCAAAUGUUUAGCAGCUCUUUAUUCAAAAAUAGAGACUGGCUGUAUUUCACUAUGUUGUUAUGUUUGCCAUAACGAUAUGGUUUAGAUUUAUUAUCUGGUCACAAGACAAUAUUAAUUGCUCAUUUAUAAAAUAAGAUGUAAAAUGCGAUCCCCCUCUCCUGCGCAAUCAUUUCCGUACAGUCUCUGAUCAGAAAGGCCUCAUUUUACACUCUGUCUUUGUUGUGCAUUAUUGUGUUCAAGUUGUGAAGGACCCUUAAGCUAAUCUCUCACUGUUUCUUUAUUUUUUGCCCCUUUUUUUGUCCUUUUUAAAGAAUAAAAAAAAAAAAACUGUCAAAAGGUUCAUAGGAUGAAUGGGAAAGUAUUUUUGAGAGAAUUAUAUUUUGCUGGAAAACGAUAUUUAAGUACUUUGUCUAAAGAUGAUAUCCUUUUUGUAAAAUGAAAUGUUAAUGCAUGCUUUUUGAUGAGAUGUUUACAUUGUAUUUAAAAAAGGGAAACUUGUGCCUUUUUAUCUCACCUGAUUUACAAUUUUACAGUAUAUAUUGUAAAUAAUACAGCAAGUCCUUAUGUUGAGUAUAGUAUAAAACAUUUCUACUUUAACCAUCUUGUUGGAAUAUUGGAAAAAUGUGUUUCCCACUCGCCAUGUUCUGUGUGUUGGACCACAGACAAGAAUUUACAGUGAGGGUUGGCGCCAGAAACGGGCCAAAUAGAUAACUGAAUGUAUCAUACAUUGUGAGAGACUUAUGGAACUUACUACCUGAAUGUUAGAGAGAGUACAUUUAUGAUCUUCUUAUAAAGUAAAGUUAUUUCAUUUUGCAUCUUUUUUUUAUUUUUACUUUUUGCAUCAUUGUUCAAGUGACUCAAACAAAAAAUAAUAAUAAUCAAAAAGUAUUUCUUAUUUUGUAACAAGAUGUUUCAAGUGAUGGAUCCUUGAGUUGUUGCUGUUGAAAUGAUUUCCUAACCCGUGGCGGUAUUGUUGAUGAGCACCACAAUAAAAUCAAGAAAUCACAAACUAUUGAAACUGCGAUACGUGAAGGAGAGUUCUUGACUUAUCAGUUUUAAAAUAGAAACUUAAUGCACACACAAAAUUAAAUUACAUUUUGGAUGAAGAGACUAGGGAUGAGGUUUCGCCAAUUAAAAAGUUAUUAACUACACAUAUUGCACUAACUGCCAACAAAUGUGUCCCAAAGAAUAGUAAUGUCAAAAAAUAAAUCAAAUCUAUACACAUUAGAUGUCGAAUCAUUUGCCCCUGUAGGUACCGUCUGCACUCCAGAAACAUGGGCUUUGACUUUUGGCUAUUUAAUUUGUAUAAAGAAUAGUCCGACAUUUUGGGAAAUACACAUAGACCUAUUUGUUUUCUUGCUGAGAGUUGGAUGAGAAAGCUGAUACCGCUCUCAUAUCUGUACAGAUAUGAAGCUACAGUCUGGAGAUUCUUAGCUAGGUUUGACGUAAAGACGGGAAGCUAUAGAGUUAACCAUCCACUCUGAAGCUCAAUAAUUAACAUGCAUCGUUGUAGUUUUAUGGUGAGUUAUGUGCCAGACUGUUAGCAGCACAUAAUCCCCCAGCAAAACAACAACUUGUCAUUUUAACUUCUGUUUUUGUGAGAAUUAAACAAACUAGAUAACAAGUUAAUUAACAAGCUUUAGAGGAGCUGGUAAGUGGAUUUUGUUAACUUUGGACGGAGCCAGGCGAGCAGUUUUCCCCUGUUUCCAGUCUGUAUGCUAAACUUCGAUGGAGGAAGAUGGCCGCUUCUUCCCGUUAAAGGGGAGUUCUUCCUUGCCACUUUAACACGGCUUGCUCAUUUAGGAACGUUAUGUUUGGUCUCUGUAAAUUAAAGAGUAUUGUCUAGACUGGCUGUUUAUGAUCUGGUGCUAUAUAAAUAAAAAUUGACUUGACUAAACUAAGCUAAGCUAAGCUAAGCUAAGUAAGCUAGGCUAAGCGUCUCCCGGCUGUAGCUUCAUAGUUACAUGAAAGAUCUUGUAAUCUUAUCCUCUGCAAAAAGAUUUUAAAAACAAUUCCUCUAAAGGAACAAAAUUGAUUAACUAUUUAUUUAUUGGUCAUCAAUCACCACCUACUGCAAUUUAUAAAAUAAAAAAAAACGUUUCCUCUAAAUGAGGAAGCAACGUUAUUUUCAAAGCUGUCUCCUACAUGAACUCCUUUUAGGCAUGAAUGACUCAGAAUGUGUUCCGCUGCUGUUACACAGUACACCAUCGCGUCACUGUGUCACGUCAUUGCCAUUUUCUGCUCACAGUGAUGAAUCGGGUGUAGAGAGACUAAGCCAUAUCUCAACAGCCAUGGCAGUGCAUUUCUUAUUAAUAUAUACAUAUAUAUAUACAAAUGCUUUUUUUUUCCAAUUCCAAAAAUGACUUUUUACUCAGAUGCUUUGUACAAUAUUUCUCAGCAACUAUCCAGCAAACAUACAGUAGACAUCCUUCACCAUAAACCAAUAAAACCAGUUACUACUGUAUAUCUUGAUGCAGAUAUUGCCAUACUUGUGUUUGCAAAACUAUUGCAAGAUUCUAAUAAAACUGUAAAAUUGA
This is a messenger RNA of Cottoperca gobio, 8527 nucleotides long. RefSeq names its product nuclear receptor subfamily 3, group C, member 2 (gene nr3c2). NCBI's taxonomy places the organism in Eukaryota, Metazoa, Chordata, Actinopteri, Perciformes, Bovichtidae. The coding region runs from base 464 to 3451 and encodes 995 amino acids. The transcript is spliced from 9 exons. Gene Ontology annotation, biological process: regulation of DNA-templated transcription. The record is from RefSeq and is a predicted model, not a curated record. Gene Ontology annotation, molecular function: DNA-binding transcription factor activity; zinc ion binding; sequence-specific DNA binding.